AUGGACUCCUCGCCGCUUGUGAAGGCUCAUGAUCAUGUGCGCGCUGCAGGCGUAGCCCACCAGUCAUCAGAUAGUACCGUCGCAAUCACCGAACAUACUCAAGCCGCUGGCGAGUUUGCCAACGCCGCCAGGUCGACCUCCAGCAUCGAAGCUCUCCGAACUCUCAAGCUCCUGGAAGAGCAUCAUCGAAAGAUCGCAGAUAUACUUAAACGCCCUACCACGCCUGCUCCCCAAGUCGACGACAACGAUCUCAGCGAAAAAGAUUCGUCUGACAAGACGAAUACUCCCUCUCAAGAUGCGCACGGCAAGAAAGAAAACAAGAAUGACUCUCCGGCAUCCAAGAAGCUAGCUCCUCCUACCCAGAGGCGCUAUGCUCACCGUGAGAUGUCUUCGUCUAUUGCUAGUAACCUGGCUAAUGCCCGUGGCAUCCCGUCAAAGUACCGAGGACAGCCUCUUGCGCCCAGCGUUAGCAACGACCAAGCCCCAGGCAAUCUCGACGCGGCAACUCAUCCUCGUGGAACAAAGGCCAAGAUGCAAAACAUUAUCGAGCACCGGCCCGGUAAACCAACAUGGGUCCCUCCCGUUCCCUCAACUACGCGUUCCGAUAGCCAUGGCAAGGGUUCAUCUUCCCCACGGUCCGAUAUCGCAUCUUCUGUGGCAUCCAGUGACGACGGCGGUUAUACUCGAUUUUACAACGCUUUUGGAAGUAUCAUGAAUAAGAUUUCGGCACCCUUAGCCUUUGCUGGACUGCCGCUGAUUCAAGAGGAAUCCUCUAUUUCUGAAUCCCAAGACUCCCCAGAAAUGUCGCCUAAGCGUAGUCACCUCAAGGCAACCCCGUCCAAAAUACCAGAACCAGACAUCACCAAGAUAUACUCCCAGGCGACUUUGAAGACUUUGGCUAGAGAGGGACAUGGACCGACCGAUUCUUUCUAUGUCGUACCCAGUACCGGCCACACCAUGUCCUAUGCAAAUAUCUUGAGUUUUGCCGAAAAGGAAAGGAGACGCCUAGGGGCGUCGUCUCACAGCGAUUUGCUUGACGUCCCGGAUGAAGAUGAUGACGAUUUUGUUGACGCCCGAGAGGCACCCACACUAUCUCCUGGAGCCAAACGUCGCAUCGGCCGUGCUAGCACUGACAAAGAACUGAACAACACUAUCGAGGAAUUAUAUACUGAAAACAAAUCACUUAAGGAUAUGCUCGACAAGCUGACCAAACGCCUCCACGCCUUUGAAGCUAGCGCUCAGACUUCUGCCAUGGCUCUUGCUGAAAGCUACCGUCUUAUGCGUCCUGGAUCUCCUUCUGCCUCUCCACACCCUGGUAAGGCAGCAGAUGAAACCUUGCGACGCAAGAAUCAGGAGAUGGAAGAACAGCUCGCUGCGGCCAUGAAACAGAUGGAGCGUCUGGAGAAGGACAAUCGUAAGAUGCAAAAGGUUUUGGAUAAGUAUCGGGAAAAGUGGGAGACGUUGAAAGCAGGAGCAAAAGCUCGGAGAGAGGCUCAAGGGGUUGGUGAAAGCGUAGAUGAUGCCUCGACAGCUGGUUAG
Fusarium coffeatum is the source of this 1539-nucleotide messenger RNA. RefSeq lists its product as uncharacterized. Lineage: Eukaryota; Fungi; Ascomycota; Sordariomycetes; Hypocreales; Nectriaceae. Bases 1 to 1539 code for a protein of 512 amino acids. The transcript has a single exon. The record is from RefSeq and is a predicted model, not a curated record.